AAAAAACAAACAAACAAAAAACAAAAAAACAACCACCCCAAAGUUCAAGGACACACAUGGAAAAUCACAGAUCAUAUGCAAAAAAGUUGCAAAGGGAAAGUUGCAAAGAGUAGCAGAAUAAUAACUGCAGAAGUUUAAAAGUAUGGAAAAGAACAGUCACAAGAAUGCUACACAGGAAAAUACAGAGUACACAGUGCUAAAUAAAGGGCUACUUUGUACACGUUCUAUGUUUUUAUCAUUCUUCAAUUUAUAAAGUGCUUCCUGCUUAUGAAAAGCAGGUUCAUGGUAGUUGAGGGAAAGGGGUUUGCCCAUACCACCAUGACUCAUUCUCCAAUAGCACACUACAGGUUCAGGAGUUUCCAGUGGUGUGACCCACACAUGAUGCAGGGGGUUCAGGACAGUAUAUAAUCAAGGCAGAUACUGAGCACAGCCACUGACCACCUUCGAGGCUGAAGGAGCAAACCCCUCACCACAGAACCAAACCCAGGUGACACACAGAAGAAACACUCUUGAAAGAUGAUGGGCAAGGCUGUGGCUGCUGUGAUGGCUCUUCUCCUGAUCUCAAUGGCUGGAGCAAAAGGUAUGGCUCAGGCACGUUCAGCGAUUGAACUCCGAUGCCAGUGCAUAGAGACUCAUUCCAAGUUCAUCCAUCCCAAGUUCAUUCAAAAUGUGAACCUCACCCCUAGUGGACCUCACUGCAAGGACGUGGAAGUCAUAGCUACUCUGAAAGAUGGCAGAGAAGUGUGUCUGGAUCCCACUGCUCCCUGGGUGAAGCUGAUCAUCAAGGCAAUUCUGGACAAGGCAGACACCAAGAAUAAGACUGCAUCCUAAAGCAAAGAACAGAGAUGUCCUACCUCCUCCAGGAAGACAAAAGUGGGAGACACCGCCAUUCAGCUUCUGGCAGCUCAUUUCCUCCUGCCUCUUACAUUCAUACUUUCACCAUCGUCUAGAGGAUACAUCCUCCCUCUUUUUGUAGUUAAUUGACAACUGUAGUUUAAGUCUUUUAAAGAGGUGUCAUACAGGAGAAAAACCACUGAAAUUAGAAAAAGUAGGGGGGAAAAAAAAAAAAGGCUUGUGAAAGGAGAUGGAGAUUACUCUAGCCACAGCAGGAUCAAUGUGGUGCACUCUAUGCAGGUCUUUCUUUAAAUAAUGUCUUCCCUUACUGCUAAUAAUUUAGAAACUGCCCAACAACUCCUUUUCUUCAGGAACAUGCUGACAGGUAGCAUCAGCUGUACCUAGGUCACUGCUUCUUGUGUAGGCUGCAAACCAGAAAAAGGGGGCUUUCAGAGUCAGUAACCCACAAGUCUGAGCCAUCAGUUUUGGAGCCAUCAUUUUCAAGGUAUUGUUUACUGUGAAUUAUUGCUGUGAAGCUAUAAACAUAUGUUUUAAUGCCAUCUUUUGGUUACAAAAAGGGCACUUUAUUUAUUCACUUGAAUUCUAUUAAAUAUUUAUUGCAUCUCUAAUAUUAAUUAGCUUAUACUUUGUCAUAAGA
This is a messenger RNA of Phasianus colchicus (ring-necked pheasant), 1492 nucleotides long. RefSeq names its product interleukin-8-like. Lineage: Eukaryota; Metazoa; Chordata; Aves; Galliformes; Phasianidae. Gene Ontology annotation, cellular component: extracellular region. Gene Ontology annotation, molecular function: chemokine activity. Gene Ontology annotation, biological process: chemotaxis; defense response; immune response. The record is from RefSeq and is a predicted model, not a curated record.